Messenger RNA from Zingiber officinale, 1487 nucleotides. RefSeq names its product E3 ubiquitin-protein ligase CIP8-like. NCBI's taxonomy places the organism in Eukaryota, Viridiplantae, Streptophyta, Magnoliopsida, Zingiberales, Zingiberaceae. Gene Ontology annotation, molecular function: ubiquitin protein ligase activity. Gene Ontology annotation, cellular component: cytoplasm. The record is from RefSeq and is a predicted model, not a curated record. Gene Ontology annotation, biological process: protein ubiquitination. Bases 119 to 1285 code for a protein of 388 amino acids. The transcript has a single exon.
UGUCGGCGAAGAGCAGGAAGCUGUCGAAGACGAGUCAGCUGAUCUUUUCUGCGUUGCUGACGAUUCUUCCUUCGUCGUAGAUCUUUUGCCAAUAAUCCCUUUUUUGCCUGCAUCGUCCAUGGCGAACGCUUCCGACGACGUCCCUCUCGAUUCCCUCACCGUCGCUUGCUCUCCUCUGCCGAUGCCUUGCGACUCCAGCGUUGCCUCCUCCUUCCCCUUGAAUUCUAAUUUCUCUGAAUUUAGCCUCUCAGAGGCGUCCACCGAGGAGAUCGCCUCCAGACACUUCCCCUCGAGGCUUGACUUAGAAUUCGAGAGGGAAGAAGAUGGGGAGUUCCUGGACCGCGAUUACGACUGGGCCGCUGACGAAUUUUUCGUCGGACGGAGUAUGAACUCCCCGUCCGCUUCGAUCGACUUCUUCCGGGCUCACCCGAUCGAUUCGCGUAUCCUUCGCAUGGCUGGGUUUGAAUCGGAUUCCGACUCUGACGACCAGCAUAUCAUAACGAUCGGCGCAUCCUUCGACGAAGGCGAAGGGCGGGAGGAUUUGGAUGCAGUUUCAGCUGAUCUCGACCUAGGCAUUCCGCUUCCCUGGGAUUGCUUCCCAUCGGAAGGAGGCAGGAGGGAUCCCAAUGACGAAUUCGAGUGGGAGGAGGUGGACGCCCGCGUCGAAGAAAGGGACUCGAUCGGUGUCAUGGUUAUUGGCGAAGAGGAAAGAUCUGAGGUGAAUCGACAACUCGACCACGACGAAGACCAGGCUCGAGAUGUCGGAUGGGAGGUGCUCAUGUCUGUCAACAGCUUAGGCCGGAACACAGUGGAUCCUGAGGACGUGGAGCCGUACAUCGUUGACGAACAAGAGAGCUUGGAAGACGCCUCUGAUUCCGAGGCUUACGAAGUCCUGAUAGGCCAAUUCGCCGAUGAUAGCACCAUCAAGGUUAGCCCUCCGGCGUCCAAAUCGGUGGUGGAGAGCCUCCCGUCGGUGCUCCUCACUGAAGAGGAGGUUGCCAAUGCGGAUGCAGUGUGCGCAGUGUGCAAAGAUGGGAUCUUGGUGGAGGAAAGAGUCAAGCGGCUUCCUUGUUCGCAUCUUUAUCACAAGGAAUGCAUCCUGCCAUGGCUGGAAAUUCGGAAUUCGUGCCCCCUCUGCCGGUUCGAGCUGCCAACUGACGACCCUGAGUAUGAGAAUUGGAAAGGCAGGACGGCGGCGGCAGUGGCGGCAGCAGCAGGGAUUGGGGUUACCUCCGACGAGGAAUCACAGCUCAGGUAUGAUUUUGAAGUGUUGUCUGUAGGUUAGAGCUCUUAAAUGCAGCAGUUCUACUAGAAUACAUAGUGAAGAUGUGUUGAGGUAACUAAAUUUCUGUUCUUUGAACCUCUGAUGAUAGUAAUUAGUAGACAGUUUUCCCCUGUUUCAUGUUGUGACAGGAAAUUUGAAUUCUCAAUGUGUUGUACAGAAAACCAAUCUGAAUAUUGUGGUAUGUUAUGUAGCUUUUGCUGAA